Molecule: messenger RNA, 2376 nt
Organism: Pygoscelis adeliae (Adelie penguin)
Lineage: Eukaryota; Metazoa; Chordata; Aves; Sphenisciformes; Spheniscidae
Gene: TBC1D30
Product: TBC1 domain family, member 30
Exons: 14
Coding region: 1-2376 (791 amino acids)
Cellular component (GO): endoplasmic reticulum
Source: RefSeq, a predicted model, not a curated record
AUGGCCCAAGCAAGCCCCCCAGAGCACCUUCUCGCUAGGGCCUCGUGCGACCACAGCGGUUACGUCAAGUACCUGCGGCUGAAAGAUGUCGAUGAAUUAACAACUAUAAAACGAGAACUGAAUUACAGAAUUUCUGUUCAAUCAGCAAAGUUGCUUCGUCUUCUGAAGCAGAAGGACGGGCUUGCACAUAAAGUCCAGAGGAACUGCGAUAUUAUCACAGCUUGUUUACAGGCGGUUUCCCAGAAGCGAUGGGUUGAUACAAAAUUGAAAUUCACUCUUGAACCAUCUUUAGGUCAAAAUGGUUUUCAGCAGUGGCAUGAUGCGCUCAAAGCAGUGGCCAGAUUGCCGACAGGCAUACCAAAAGAAUGGCGGAGAAAGGUUUGGCUGACCCUAGCUGAUCAGUACUUACACAGUAUAGCCAUUGACUGGGAUAAAACCAUGCGUUUCACAUUCAAUGAAAGAAGUAAUCCUGAUGAUGACUCUAUGGGCAUCCAGAUAGUAAAGGACCUUCACCGAACUGGUUGCAGUUCCUACUGUGGCCAGGAGGCAGAGCAAGAUCGAGUGGUAUUAAAACGUGUUUUGCUGGCUUAUGCCAGGUGGAAUAAAUCUGUUGGCUAUUGUCAAGGAUUUAACAUACUAGCUGCACUUAUUCUGGAAGUAAUGGAGGGCAAUGAAGGGGAUGCCCUGAAAAUCAUGAUUUACCUAAUUGAUAAGGUGCUUCCUGAUAGCUAUUUUGUCAAUAAUCUCCGUGCUCUCUCUGUGGAUAUGGCUGUUUUCCGAGAUCUUUUACGAAUGAAGCUUCCUGAACUGUCCCAGCACUUAGACACCCUGCAAAGAGCUGCUAACAGAGAAAGUGGAGGAGGCUACGAACCCCCACUUACAAAUGUCUUCACAAUGCAGUGGUUUUUGACCCUCUUUGCCACUUGCCUGCCUAACCAUACAGUUCUGAAGAUCUGGGAUUCAGUAUUCUUUGAAGGCUCUGAAAUUAUACUGAGAGUAGCUUUGGCUAUCUGGGCAAAGUUAGGAGAGCAAAUAGAAUGUUGUGAAACUGCAGAUGAGUUUUACAGUACCAUGGGCAAGCUGACCCAGGAGAUGCUGGAAGACAGUCUGAUUGACAGCAACGAACUCAUGCAGACUGUUUAUACCAUGGCUCAGUUUCCCUUCCCACAACUGGCAGAACUGAGGGAGAAAUACACAUACAACAUUACUCCUUUCCCUGCAGCAGUAAAAUCAACUUCACUUUCAGGAAGGCUAGGCAGAACCAGAGACAGUGAUGAGGAGAAUGACCUAGAUGAUGAAGACUCAAUUGCCAAUGCAAUUGGCUGUCUUGGACCAUUAAGUGGGUUUUUGGCACCAGAGCUCCAAAAAUACCAAAAACAGAUGAAAGAUCAGAAUGAAGAACAAAGUCUGGGUUCCAGUAACAUUGCAGAAUUAAGUCCAGGAGCAAUAGACUCUUGCCGAAGCGAGUAUCAUGCUGCUUUUAACAGCAUGAUGAUGGAGCGUAUGACCACUGAUAUUAAUGCACUGAAAAAGCAAUAUUCCAGGAUAAAGAAGAAGCAGCAACAGCAGGUUCACCAUGUGUAUAUCAGAGCAGACAAAGGGCCAGUUACCAGCCUCCUUCCUUCUCAGGUAAACCAUUCCCCGGUGAUAAACCACCUCCUUUUAGGGAAGAAGAUGAAACUGAAUAACAGGUCUCUCAAAAAUGCUAUUAUUCACAUCCCAAGUCAUGCUACAGGGAAGAUGUCUCCCAUUCCCCAAGAAGAUCUUAAAACAAAACUGAACUCUCCGUGGCGCACUCACAUACGAGUUCAUCGAAAGAAUAUUGCUAGGGCCAAAGGCCAGCUGGGCUAUGGGGAUACCAUAGGACUAAUAGAUGAGCAGAGCGAGAGCUGUAAAACAAAUAGUCCUGGUGCAAAGGAGGAGACUUCCAAACAUUCUGACUCUGGAGAAAGAGAAGGAGGUGGUUUGGAUGACAGGACUACUCGAAAAGCUGACGGGCAGUCGUCUGAGCCAGUCUCUACAGACAGCAGUACAAACAUGUCAGUGGUUCAGCUAAAACUGGAAGCGCUGGAACUCACCUCAGAUAGCAAAACCGAUGCUGAGUCAACAUCCCAUCAGUCCGGCCAGCCACGUUUAUCAGAGUCCUCUAGUGCAUCCAGCAACAGUGGGAACCUGGCUAAAUCUCCCCAGCCUGGGAAUCCAAAGCCGCAAGUCUUCAACCCUUUUCCCAGCGUCAAACCUCUUCGAAAGUCAGCUACAGCCAGGAAUUUAGGGCUGUAUGGCCCCACUGAAAGAACGCCAACUGUACACUUCCCACAAAUGAGCAGAAGUUUCAAUAAGUCUGCCAGUGGCAACAGUGGGACCAGGAAACGAUGA